Tetrahymena thermophila SB210 is the source of this 2013-nucleotide messenger RNA. Its product is annotated as ATPase, histidine kinase-, DNA gyrase B. The record is from RefSeq and is a predicted model, not a curated record. NCBI's taxonomy places the organism in Eukaryota, Ciliophora, Oligohymenophorea, Hymenostomatida, Tetrahymenidae. The transcript has 7 exons. Gene Ontology annotation, molecular function: calcium ion binding.
AUGAAUAACUCCAAAUCUAAAACUAAUUUUGAGAUUAAGAAGCAACCUUCUGCCCAAUCUAUACCUACUUUAAAGAGUUUUUCGAGGAAUAAUUCAAUUUAAAAUUUAAGUGCUAUUAAAUCAACAAAAAAUGAAAAUAAGUAGCAAUCAGGAGAUUAAAAAAGCUUUUAAUUCAAGAUGCCAAAUUCAAAAUAAGGAAGUUAGGUAUUGAAAGAACUCAAUUCUGGGCAAUAAAAAGGAGUGAAUAGUAAUGACAAUUCAAUAGUCAAAGAAGAUUUGAAUGAAAGCUGUACUUCAUCACAGGCCAGUAUAAAAAGCGAAUUAAAUGCAUUCAACGCAGGCAAAAGAAAUAGAAUUCUUAAUUUUUUGAUAUUCUUGUGCGAGUCUGAAAUCUUUUUAGAAAAAUUGCGCUAAAAAGUUUGUUCUUUUAGUGAAUUCGAGCCAUAUGCCGUAUUUCAAAGAUUUAAUAGAGAUAUGAAAAAAGAAUUAGAAAUAGUUGAUAUACAAAAUUUUAUGACUUCAUUGAAUUAAAAAGUGGAUAACAGCACAAUAAAAACGUUAAUGUGGUUCUAUGAUCUAGACAGAAAUAAUACCUUAUCUUAUAUAGAAUUUAUGACUAUUGUAUUGACAAUUGAAGAUGACGAUUUGAGAACCAAAAUAUCUGUUAGACCAACUUAUAAGGUAUCUAAAGAGCAAUUUUUACCACUUCACAUGGAAGUAGCUAUCGGAAAACUCUUCUACUAAUUAAUAAUAUACUUUGAGAAGAUAGAUGAGUUUAGAUCUCAGUUAGAAAACGAUUUUAAUCUUUAAGAGUUCUUAGAUGCAUUCAAAUACUUAGAUAAAGAAGGAAAAGGAGAGCUUCAUGAAGAAGGAUUGAUAGAUUUUUUGAAAGAAUAGUCAUACAAUCCUUCCUAAAUUUUAGCUAGAAAUAUAUUAAGAAAUUUCAAAGGAAAGAAUGCAGAUUUCAUAGAGUAGGAUGAAGAAAACAUAAUAGGAUACGAUGAAAACGGAAACCCGAUAUAUAAAAAAACGAUUGAUCCAAUGAAAUUUGUAAGGUUUUUAGUUCCAAAUAUGAGUAAAGAUGUAAUCAAGCAUGCUUUUGAUCUCCAUUUUAAGAGUAAAAUCAAAACACCAGUUAGAGUCAAAUAUACCUUUGAAAUUAGAAGAGAGUGGUUGGAAAUAUUUAAAUAAAGAGUCGAACCUGAAAAAGAAAUUGAAUACUGCAAAUAAGAUCUGUGUAUGCAAAAGGAUUUUAGCGCUAAGGAUAUGUUUGUGUUAAUUAACAGUGAUAAAAAUGACUAUAUUUCCAUUUCUGAGUUUGUGGAUUCAUUAAAAGAGCUUGGUGUUUAACCUUAUAAAGAUGAAAUUUAUUUAUUUUUUAGAAGACAUGCUGCAAACAAAAGCAAAGGUUUAAGAGAAGACGAAUUCAUUUAUGCAAUUUUACCAAAUUAACAUACUUAUGAUAAAGUUGCUUAGGGGAGAAUUAAUAUUAGUGAUUAAGCAGUGUAGCUCAGAAUGAAAGAUAUUUUGUAGCCUGAAACUUUAAGGAGAUUUAAAAAGCUAAUGCUUGCUCUGUUAAAAUUUGAAUUAAAAAUGGAAUCUAUUUCAUUGAAACUUGCAAAAUUGACUCAUUUUUCAUAUGAAGAUUUCUUCGAAUUGCUUGAUUAUCAAUAAAAUGGAUACAUUAGCUUGACUGACCUAAAAUAAGUAUUUAUUGAUCAUAAAAUUGAUGUUACUGAAAAAGAACUCUCUUUCCUGUUUAAGAGAUUGGAUUGCAAGGAAAAAGAUGAUAAAAUUAGCUACAUAGAAUUCAUCAAUGAAGCUUAGCCUCAUCUUCCUAAAAAUUUAAUAGCAAGAAGAUUUACUUAAAAAGAAAGAUAAAAGCAAGCACAAAGUAUGGCUAACUUUAUAGAUACAGAAUUAAAUUUAAAAUCCAGAGCCGAUUUAAAUUCAGCUGGUUAAACUAAAACAAACUUCUCAAUACAUAGUUUAACCCAGCUUAACAACGAUUGA